ACCCUCCACCUCACCCUUUUUUGCAAUCUACCUCUAACAAACUGCGCUUUUCAAACUGUAAAAGCGCAUCGUUUUGGUCCCUACGUACUCGGUACUAGUAGUAUAAUACUACAAUAGCCCCUUAAACCCUCCCAAAAGUGUUGUAAUAAUUGUAAGCAACAUUACCUUCCGCUCCUACUCACGCAUAUUACUACUACUUGUAUUUCUUACUCAAAAACACACACAAAAAUAGGCAUCUAUCUCACCAAUUGAAAUUGCGAGAUCAGUACCAUGAUAUCCGAAAAGAAAAUAGCAAACGCGAUGAGCGGAAAGACUGCGAGAGCGUGCGACUGUUGCAUACGGAAGCGAGCGCGAUGGUACUGCCCCGCCGAUGAUGCUUUCUUGUGCCAAACAUGUGAUGGUACUGUCCACUCUGCCAACUCCUUAGCUCGAAGGCACGAGCGAGUACGUCUAAAGACAGCUUCACUCAAGCGAGCAGUUGAGGAUCUUCAACGUCUCGAUUUGCCCUCUUGGCAUCGUGGGUUGACUCGGAAACCACGAACACCACGCCAAGGAAAGCAUCAAUCAAAAUCCCAAGAGCGAAACCCGCUCCAUGUAAUUGUUCCGGAGCUAGGGAUGGAGGAUACAACUUCGUCCCAAGACGAUGAGUCGGAGGAGCACCUUCUUUACCGGGUCCCCAUUUACGACCCGUUUCUAACUCAUCAUUUUGGUUCUUCACCGACGAUAGACGAUAUUAGACCGUUGGAGCUCGAAGAGGUAAACAACAUGUUUAGCAAUUCGAAACCAUCCCCAGAUGAUUACAUGCCUUCUGAUAUGGAUCUUGAGGAUUUUGCUGCUGAUGUUGAGACUUUAUUGGGGAAAGGCCUAGAUGAUGAGUUGUACGGGAUUCAAGAUCUUGGACUAUUGGAUUCUAGUCCUAGCAUUAUUAAUAUCAAUGACAAUGAUAUUUGCCUAAAUGUAAAAGAAGAAGAUGAAUUGUGUGACGAAGGAGGAAUGAUUCAGGCAGAUAGCAAUAAUGUAGUGAUCAGAGAGUCAUUCGAGCUGAAUUUCGACUACGACGAUCACGAUUUUGGGACCACAUGGGAAGAUGAACAAGAGCACAAAAGAAUCAUAAUGAUGGAGCCUUGUUCAAUAAUGGUAAAUGAAUCAUGUAAAAUAGAAGAAAAUGAUGAAACAGAGAAAAGUAAGAGAAGAAAUAUAUUAUUGAGGCUAGAUUAUGAGGCAAUAAGUGCCUCAUGGGCUAGUCAAGGUUCCCCAUGGUUGAACGGCCAACGCCCCGUGAUUAAUCCCGACGAUUGCUGGCCUCAAUGCAUGGGAACGUGUGCACUACAAGGAAGACACCAUCAACAACUAUAUGGAGAUCAUCAAAUGGGGGGAAAUGGAAGAAUGAUUGGAGAUGGAGGACGGGAAGCACGAGUAACGAGGUACAGAGAGAAGAGGAGGACAAGAUUAUUCUCCAAGAAAAUAAGGUAUGAAGUCAGGAAAUUGAAUGCAGAGAAGAGGCCAAGAAUGAAAGGGAGGUUUGUUAAGAGGUCUUCCUUUGCUGCGGCAUUUCCUAACUAGUACUAGUACACUGUCAUGUUUGGCUUUUUUUUUUAGGACUUUUGCACAAAUGCAAAUCUUGUAAUUUUGUUUACCUUAAAUUAUUUGCCCAUCUUUUUGUAUACUAUAGUAGUCGUUAGCUACUGUAACUCUGUAAUUAUGAGAGACACUCUUUGUAUUUUAUGAGUCUCAUAACAACUCAAUUAAAUUUGUGUUCGACCUCGAAUUCAAGUUCGAGGAGUAUCAUAUACGAAGUACGAAUUAAGUACAUUGUUGUUCUA
Spinacia oleracea (spinach) is the source of this 1823-nucleotide messenger RNA. Its product is annotated as zinc finger protein CONSTANS-LIKE 16. Gene Ontology annotation, molecular function: zinc ion binding; protein binding. The transcript is spliced from 2 exons. The record is from RefSeq and is a predicted model, not a curated record. Gene Ontology annotation, cellular component: nucleus. Lineage: Eukaryota; Viridiplantae; Streptophyta; Magnoliopsida; Caryophyllales; Amaranthaceae. The coding region runs from base 271 to 1563 and encodes 430 amino acids. Gene Ontology annotation, biological process: regulation of DNA-templated transcription.